This is a messenger RNA of Saccharomycopsis crataegensis, 915 nucleotides long. RefSeq names its product organic acid transporter (gene YMC1). The transcript has a single exon. Lineage: Eukaryota; Fungi; Ascomycota; Saccharomycetes; Ascoideales; Saccharomycopsidaceae. Gene Ontology annotation, biological process: mitochondrial L-ornithine transmembrane transport. Gene Ontology annotation, molecular function: L-ornithine transmembrane transporter activity. The record is from RefSeq and is a predicted model, not a curated record. Bases 1 to 915 code for a protein of 304 amino acids. Gene Ontology annotation, cellular component: mitochondrion.
AUGUCCGAAGAAAUCGACACACAUCUUAUUGAUAAUGAGGUGCCUAAAGAUAAAGCUAGAGUUAUCAAAGAUAUCACGGCGGGAACCAUUGGAGGGAUUGGUCAGGUAUUAACUGGUCAACCUUUCGACACUGUCAAGGUAAGAUUACAGUCAUCCAACGAAUAUAAAGGUCCAAUGGAUGUUGUGAAAAGACUUUUAGCCAACGAGGGGCCUGCUGGGUUUUACAAAGGUGUGUUGACUCCGUUGGUCGGGAUCGGGGCAUGUGUUUCGAUUCAGUUUGCGGUCAACGAAUACAUGAAAAGAUAUUACACAAAUAAAAAUGAAGGACUGGCGAAUAAAUCGCUAACUUUAGGUCAAUUCUACAUGUGUGGUAUUGCCGCAGGUUUUGCCAACGCUUUCUUAACAUCGCCAAUUGAACACAUCAGAAUCAGACUUCAGACUCAAGUUUCCGCGGAAGGAGCGCUAUACAAAGGUCCAGUUGACUGUAUUAGGAAGAUAUACUCUGCUUCAGGAACUGCAGGGAUUUUCCGUGGAUUGGGACCAACCUUGGUGAGAGAGUCUCAUGGGAUGGGGAUAUAUUUUGCCACUUAUGAGUUUUUGAUCAAUGAAAGUAUGAAGACAAACAAGGUGAAGAGAACCGAUAUUCCUGGAUGGCAACUCUGUGCUUUUGGUGGUAUCUCUGGUAUCACCCUCUGGAUGCUGAUUUAUCCUAUUGAUAUCAUCAAAACUAGACUCCAAACAGAUGAUCUUAAGAACAAGGCAUUUAAAAACUCUUUCCAAUGUGCGAAGCAUAUUUUACAAACUAGCGGGUACAAAGCCUUUUUCAAUGGGUUCAGUGUAUGCUUGUUGCGUGCCUUCCCUGCUAACGCAAUGACUUUCUACGCCUUUGAAUUGGCUAUGAGAGCAUUGGGAUGA